AAGGCUGCAUUUGAGUUCAACUCAGGUAGAUAGAUUGAUUUUCGGAAGUAGCUGUGGGCUAGAUUUUCAUGUGCUGUAGUUAGAUUGCUAGCCAACGUGCAUAGCAUCUCAGUCUCAGCAUGACAGCAUGCGACAAAUUCGCAGCUGGAUUUGUCGAUCUUGCAGCCAACAUCUCGGACCUUGUGGUGACAUGUGGCAACCCAGAUGCAGGUGAUGAAAAGGCCAUUGUUGGCAGCAACAUGCAGCAAAGCCUCUACCUCUUUGUCAUUGUUGUGCUGGCCGCCGUCUGUCAUCUUGUGGCAACGUAUCGCAGCAGUGAGUCAGGCGGCAAAGAGCCAGUUGAGAAGGAUCUUUGGCACAUUUCAGGUGCGGACUACGACCUCAGCGCCUUUGUGAAGCAGCACCCAGGUGGACCAAUUGCGAUUGGGCUUGGCCGUGGCAUCGAUUGCACGCAGCUUUUUGUGACGUACCAUGCUGCAGGCAGUCCGGCCCGUGCUAUCUUGGAGAAGUAUCGGGUGAGCUCAAAAACAGCGGAACUCCAAGAGUCGGAGUUUCACAAGGCACUAUGCCAGACGGUGAAGGAUCACUUUGCCGGUCAGGGCAAGUGGGCUCACAAGGCAUCCUAUUCCCAUUUGGUGUUGUUGGCAGCAAUAAUGCUGGCCAUGAUUGCUUCUUGGUGGGCCUGGUUCGCUGGGUAUUGGUUCAGUUUGCUGACCUUGCCCAUCUCUUCCUGGCUUGUCUUUGCCAAUGGUGUUCAUGAUGCUUCGCACUUCGCUGUGACUUCAGUAGCAUGGGUCAACCAUGCGAUGACAUUCCCGGCCUUGCCACUCUUCUCAAACCCAAUCACAUGGUACAGCCAGCAUGUCGUGAAGCAUCACUGCCAUUGCAAUGAAGUGGAUGAGGACGUGGACCUCUACCACUUGAUGCCGAUACGUCUUCACAAGCAUGUAGACAGCAUUGGCGGGAUGGGCCAUCUAGCAAAAGCAGUCCUUACUGGAAUUCAUCUAGGAAUCGGAGUUCCACUGAACUGUCUCACAGGUGUUCUCGAGAAUUUGCCAGAUGGCUUCAUCCAUGGAAAUCGUAUCAAGCUUCUCCGCGUCUUCAGCGAGAACCCCUUGCACUACCUCAGCGUGUGGAUGGGCGUCUUGGGUGCUUUUGGGUUCUCCGUCACGUCUUUCUUCGUCCAUGACACGGUCUUCAAGAAAGUCUGCUUCACAGCAGUUCCUUAUGUGAUCGCAUCGCUCUUGUUCAUAGUCUUCACGCAGGUCUCUCAUAUCCAGGAGGCAUGCCAAGCGGACAGGACUCUUCAAACAGAUGACUUCUUCAAAAGGCAAGCCCUUUCGAGCCUGGAUUACAGCGUUGACAGCAAGCUAUGGAGCAUCCUUUCCGGCGGCGUCAACAUGCAGUCUUUGCAUCACUGCUUGCCUUGGGUGAACUCAUGUCACUACACUGCCUUGUAUCCAAAAUUCCGUGAGAUAUGCAGGCAGCAUGAAGCAGUGCCGCCACAAGUGGAGAACUUUCCAGAGGCACUGAGCAUGGCUUACAAGUACAUCGUGAAAAUGAAUUGCCCAUGAGGAGAAGAAUUGCUGUUCAAAUAGUCUAAUUACUGACCUGGCUGUGAAACAACAGGCCAGAAGUCAAUGCGCAGUCUCACCGCCAUCUCUUAGGGGAGUGUGGCAUAUUUUCCAUUUUGCGUUCUAACACGCACGCACAGGUGACACGCACGGCUUGUAAUGUUUGCGUGCAGCUAGCAGUUUGACAAGUCGUCGAGCAAAUUUUGGAUGACUGACUUCU
Effrenium voratum is the source of this 1794-nucleotide messenger RNA. The record is from the annotation of a GenBank genome assembly. Lineage: Eukaryota; Dinophyceae; Suessiales; Symbiodiniaceae.